UAAUGACUGAUUUUUGAAAAAUCAUAUCAAAUUUAAUAAACCAAAAAUAAUCAGAUAUUUCAUGUAAAUUAUUUUGUAAAAAUAAGUCACACGACCUAAAAUUAAGUUAUAAUACUUGUUAAUAAUAUUUAGAAAAAAGCUUAAGAUAAAUGGAUAUGAUUUCAAUGAGAAAUAUAUGCCCAGCUGCAAAACAUGCUCUGCUAUGUUUUUCGCUCUCCGGUUUAGUAUUUAUUGUUUCUUUUUUCUCAGCCAGUUGUCUUGGAUUUACAUCUGAGCUGUGGGCACUUACGUACUGGGGGCCGGCAUUAUAUUUCUGCCUUUUAAACUUCAUUUUACGAUAUUCUUUAAAAGGCUUCACGUACGAUGUUGCAGUCAGAUCUGCUUUUCUGGGGUCAGUUUUUGCAACAGGAUUCUACUUUGCUACGUUGGAUAAUAGCUGUCACAUAUUUGGGCUUUAUGCAAUGGCAUUCUCCCUGUUUCACUUCUCUGAGUUCUUGUCUGUGGCCCUGACAAAUCCACGGACUCUGACGGUAGACUCAUUUAUUCUAAAUCACAGUGUACAAUACUGGGUGGCGGCUGUGUCCAGUUGGAUAGAGGCGGCAGUGGAAUACUACUUCUUUCCAAAUAUGAAAACUGUAUUUUGGAUAUCUCACAUUGGCGUUAUAAUGUGUAUUAUUGGAGAAGUAAUGAGGAAAAGUGCAAUGUUUACCGCUAAGACUAAUUUUAAUCAUCAUGUACAAACGGUGAAGAAAGAUGAUCACCAGCUAGUGACCCAUGGUGUGUAUUCUCUCUGUCGACAUCCAAGUUAUGUGGGUUGGUUCUACUGGUCUAUUGGUACACAGAUAAUUCUACUCAACCCUAUCUGCGUAAUUAUAUACACUCUGGUUUCCUGGACCUUCUUUAAUGAGAGAGUAUUCGCAGAAGAGAUGUUCCUAAUAUCAUUUUUCGGAAGCCAAUACUUGGAGUAUCAGAAGAAAGUGGGCACUGGUCUUCCGUUUAUAAAAGGCUAUAUACCAGAUGUUGACGGUAGCUGGUGAUGGAAGCUUGAUAUGGACUGCAGGAUUUUAACGAAGAUUAGGA
Molecule: messenger RNA, 1080 nt
Organism: Vanessa tameamea
Lineage: Eukaryota; Metazoa; Arthropoda; Insecta; Lepidoptera; Nymphalidae
Gene: ste14
Product: protein-S-isoprenylcysteine O-methyltransferase
Exons: 5
Coding region: 150-1037 (295 amino acids)
Biological process (GO): C-terminal protein methylation
Cellular component (GO): endoplasmic reticulum; membrane
Molecular function (GO): protein C-terminal S-isoprenylcysteine carboxyl O-methyltransferase activity
Source: RefSeq, a predicted model, not a curated record